Messenger RNA from Sinocyclocheilus rhinocerous, 3189 nucleotides. RefSeq names its product eyes absent homolog 3-like. Gene Ontology annotation, biological process: negative regulation of extrinsic apoptotic signaling pathway in absence of ligand; multicellular organism development; cell differentiation. The coding region runs from base 195 to 2051 and encodes 618 amino acids. Lineage: Eukaryota; Metazoa; Chordata; Actinopteri; Cypriniformes; Cyprinidae. The record is from RefSeq and is a predicted model, not a curated record. Gene Ontology annotation, molecular function: protein tyrosine phosphatase activity. Gene Ontology annotation, cellular component: nucleus. The transcript is spliced from 19 exons.
CUAGUUUCUGCGCAUGCGCGUUGCGAAUUGUAGCGACUUCCUGCCAAAUAGUUGUCCCUAACAACACACAGCACCUCACCGAGGGAAUUUCAGUUCAAGGAAACAUAAAGUUUCCUCGGAAGUAGCACUUGGUGACAUGGGCCUUGGCCAAAGCAGAAGCAGCAGAUACUGACGGCGCAGAUUUACCAGGGCGGAUGGUGAAGACGCCCUCUCCCACAGCCAUGGACGAGUCGCAAGAGGUGCCCGAGUUACCUACAAAGAAAGCUCGACAUGAUCCAGAAGUGAGUCAGGAGGGUAAUUCACGAAGUGUGGCUGGUAAUGACAGCAGUGACUCCCCUAACCGGAACGAAUCGACAGCUCAGUCAGAGGUCAAUUCAUAUCCACCAUCAUCUGUCGCUCACUUGCACACGAUUCCUGGAGGUCCAGACCGGUCAAAUCAAGAGUCGAUAUCAAGAUCCCAGGGCUGUGACUCAGAAAAUGCAUAUGACCACAAUGCAGUGACGUGCAAAGACCUCACCACAGCCACUGAAUAUACCUCACAGAUCUACCAAGGAAGCAACACCGCUGUCACUGCAUAUGCCAGUCAAGUGGCUUUCCCUUCCCUGGGCCAGUCGACCGUAUACAGCAGCUUUCCUCAGUCUGGCCAGACGUACGGACUGCCACCAUUUGGCGCCAUGUGGCCGGGCUUAAAGACAGAGUCGCGGCUGCCCGAGGCGCCCUCUGUUGGUCAGACGGGGUUUCUCAGCUUCAGCUCAGCCUAUACCUCAACCCAACCCAACCAGAUCCACUACUCCUACCCCAGCCAAGGUUCCUGUUUCACUACAUCCAGUGUGUACACUAACAUCCCUCCAGCAACUGCUGUGACCACAACUACUGGCACACAUCAGGAGUUUUCAAGUUACAACUCUCUUGGUCAGAGUCAGUUCUCGCAGUACUACGUUCCUCCUCCCAGUUACCUGUCGGCUGGGUUGCCCAGCAGUGAUAGAGAUGGAGCAGGUGUAGUGGCACCUGAAUAUCCAGCCAUUAAAACUGAAGGCAGUGCCUCAGCAAACCUGCCCAACACAACAGAUGCAUCCCCAGGUGUGACGAUCCCAACAGGUGUGGCUCUGCCUGCUGGGAUGGCCCUCCCCACAGGAGCAGGGGACCAAGACGAGACCAACCGCAAAAACCCUCCUGGCAAAGCUAAAGGCAAAGCUAAGAAAUCUGAUGGUUCCCAAUCCACAGACAAUGACCUUGAGCGUGUCUUCUUGUGGGAUCUGGAUGAAACCAUCAUCAUUUUCCACUCUCUUCUUACCGGCUCAUUUGCACAGAAGUUUGGCAAGGAUCCAGCGGCAGUUCUCAAUCUGGGUCUUCAGAUGGAGGAGCUGAUCUUUGAGCUUGCAGACACUCAUCUCUUCUUCAAUGAUCUGGAGGAAUGUGAUCAGGUCCAUGUUGAUGAUGUUGUCUCAGAUGACAAUGGGCAGGACUUGAGCAACUACAACUUCUCCAGCGAUGGCUUCAGCGGGCCCAGUGCAGGCGGUGGUCCAGGGUCCACCACAGCGGUACAGGGAGGAGUGGAGUGGAUGCGUAAGCUGGCCUUCAGAUAUCGCCGGCUCAAAGAGAUCUACAAUGGAUUCAAAGGGAAUGUGGGAGGUCUGCUGAGCCCAAUGAAGAGAGACCUACUGCUCAGGCUGUGCUCGGAGAUCGAGACUGUUACAGAUGCCUGGCUGAGCACUGCCCUCAAAUCUCCCUUGCUCAUUCAGUCGAGGGGCAGAUGCAUGAAUGUUCUGGUCACCACCACUCAGCUGGUUCCUGCAUUAGCUAAAGUGCUUCUCUAUGGCCUGGGUGACGUCUUUCCCAUCGAGAAUAUCUACAGCGCCACUAAAAUAGGAAAAGAGAGCUGCUUUGAGCGCAUCAUCUCUCGCUUUGGGAAGAAAGUGACCUAUGUUGUUAUCGGGGACGGUCGUGAUGAAGAGUUUGCAGCAAAGCAGCACAACAUGCCGUUUUGGCGAAUCUCGUCUCACGGAGACCUGAUUUCCCUUCACCAAGCUCUGGAACUGGACUUCUUAUAGAUGGAGCUGGAGGUAAGACAUGGAUCUCUCCAGCUGCACCCAUCAGCAAUCCCAUCCACCCCUUACCUGAUCCAGCGCAGCCGUGGAGCAGCUGACGUAGACUCUGGGACGUUAGCGGUCACAGACAAGAACUCAAGACGGUCUGUGACACGACCUCACAAGCCCUCCAUUCCCUCAAUGGCAGCUAUCCUCCCCUUAGGUUGACUCUUGCACUGGGACGCCACACAACCGUACACAAGGAAAAGAGGAAAAAACUGUCUCCCAUUCUCAUUGCAUCUUUCUCUUGGAAAAAGGAUGUACUUUACCAUCUUCAACAUAACUGGUUUCACCAAAGGAACAACCCAUGACCAAAGGACUGCACUGGCACAGAAACUUAGGAUUAAACUUAGUUUAAGUCUUUUUCUGCAUUCUUUCUAAAGGGCUGAAAAGUAAGUUGGAGUCAUUUUGAUUUGCACUCAUUCCAAAGGUCAGGUUCUUAUUAGAUGGCAGGUUACAUGCUUUAGAAGCCUCCAAGAAAUGAUGUGAUUAUUUCAGUUCUUAAACAGGAUCGCAGACGUGGCCUGUUUAAUAUGUGUACAGAUGGUACCAACAAGGUUUAGCAUAGAUCCCACUUAAUUUUUCCUGUAUCUAUGGAUUUUCCUAAAUGUUCCUCAGUUCCUGGGAUCUACUUUCGUUUACUCUUCAUACACACUUUAUCAUUUCUGCUUUAAAUUAGGCAAUAUGACGAAUUACAGAGUGCCUAAUGGAAACCAUUUGUUUUUGUACAGUUUGUCCCUCUUUUUCUUUAAAAGAAUAAAUCGCCCAAAAAUAAGAAUUCAAAUUAUUUGAAUUUUGAUUUGAAAUUAUAUGAAAUUUGAAUGGAAAAGUGGACUUCAAACUCCAAAAAUCACCAUAAGUCAAAUACAUCUAGUGUGUGUUAUCUGAUGGAAGUCAUAAUGAGUACAGACCUAAAUUUAAAUGGUUUACAAACAGUCUUCUUCCCCUUUGUUUAGCUCUAAAGUCUAACUCGGUUAUUAGUGUUUUGAUGAUUUCAGAAAACUGUUGGAUCUCAGCAAUCUGUCUCUACUCACGUUUUACUGCAUGGAAAAGAGCAGCAUUUUUGUGUUAAGAAAGUUGAGUUUUAUGGGUUUGAAUCAAC